Candidula unifasciata is the source of this 1275-nucleotide messenger RNA. Lineage: Eukaryota; Metazoa; Mollusca; Gastropoda; Stylommatophora; Geomitridae. The record is from the annotation of a GenBank genome assembly.
AUGAACCGCCUGUCUGCAACUUCGUUUUGUCUUCUGUUUGUAUAUUCUACGGCACAGCGAUUUGGACAAGCUGAACUGGUUUAUGAAUGGGAUACUGUGGAAUUUGACUGGCCUUCUGAAGCCGAAAAAGCAGAAGCACUCAGAAAUGGAACUUAUGUGCCAGAAAGGAAUUUAGUUGUUGGCAUCAAAGUGCACAAGGACGAUGUUUACGUGACCAUACCUCGGUGGUUUUGGACCACCGGUCAUCCAGUGACCCUAGCUAAAAUUGUCACGGUCAACAAUGAAACGAAGCUGCGACCAUACCCCAGCUGGGCAUUCCAGAAACAGGCGGACUGCAAGUCUUUUCAGUUUGUCAUGAGCAUGGAGAUUGACCCAAAUACUGACCGGAUGUACGUCAUCGAUACAGGACGCGUGGGAAAUAUUUUAAAUUUAUGUCCAGCGAAAAUUUACAUUUUUGAUUUAAAAAGUGACACACUUUUAGAAAUGCACGAAUUGCCAGACAGUGUGGUAAACAGGACCAAGAACUUUCUCAAUGAUAUCGUGUUAGAUUAUAUAAACGGUUCGGUGAGGUAUGCGUACAUGAGCGACGCUUACGACAGCCGACUGAUUAUUUAUGACUUCGAAACAAAAUCUGCAUUUUAUUUGAAAGAUCCAUCAAUGGACAUUGAAAGAAAUGCUUCAGUAAUCACAUUCAAUGGUGAAGAAUACGACUAUAUCCUUUCAGCAAUAAACGGAAUAGCGAUAUCUCCAGAUUUUAACUAUGUCUAUUACUGCGCUGUUUCUUCUUAUAGUCUAUACCAGAUCCCCACGUCGACCUUGCGAAAUAUGUCGUCUGCCAAAGAUACAGGUAUCAGACGAGUGGGAACGAAAGUGUCACAAACUGCCGCGUUAGCUUAUGGAAACAACAAUCUUUACUAUGGUGCACUGGGCCUUAAUGCUGUGUACUUCUGGGACCUUAAACAAGACAUGAUGAAACAGAAGGUUGGAAUGGACAAAGUCUCUUUACAAACGCAGACAUUAUUGGUUAGAAACGACAGCGCCAUGCAGUGGCCAGAUACUUUCGCUUUUGAUAACAAAGGUUGGCUCUGGUUUACCUCUGACCGACUUCCGCUGUUUUGGGCGAAAGGUCUUCCUAAUAACACAAAAGAAGGCGAACCUUUCAUGAGGAUUUGGAAGGUUUAUGUAAACGAGACUGGUAUUUAUUCCAAGCUGACAAACGAACAAGGGAAGCAAACGGCGCUCGGACAGUGUCCUGUCUGGGCGGUUUUAGCUUAG